AUGUCCAGAUCCGGUGUUGCCGUUGCUGACGAAUCCUUGCAGGCCUUCAACGACUUGAAGUUGGGCAAGAAGCACAAGUUCAUUAUCUACAAGAUAAACGAUGACAAGACUGAAAUUGUUGUGGAGGAGACCUCCACCAAUCAGGAGUACGAUGCCUUUUUGGAGAAGUUGCCUGAAAACGAGUGCAAGUACGCCAUCUACGACUUUGAGUACGAGAUCGGUAAUGGUGAGGGAAAGAGAAACAAGAUUGUGUUCUUCACUUGGUCUCCAGACACCGCCCCAAUCAGAUCGAAGAUGGUGUACGCUUCUUCUAAGGACGCUUUGAGAAGAGCCUUGAACGGUGUUUCUACUGAUAUCCAGGGUACCGACUUCUCUGAGGUGGCCUACGAGUCUGUGUUGGAGAAGGUCUCCAGAGCUGCUGGCUCGCACUAA
Messenger RNA from Candidozyma auris, 432 nucleotides. RefSeq names its product cofilin (gene COF1). Gene Ontology annotation, cellular component: actin cortical patch; actin cytoskeleton; cytoplasm. Gene Ontology annotation, biological process: actin filament depolymerization; cell motility; actin filament severing. The record is from RefSeq and is a predicted model, not a curated record. Gene Ontology annotation, molecular function: actin filament binding. The transcript has 3 exons. Lineage: Eukaryota; Fungi; Ascomycota; Pichiomycetes; Serinales; Metschnikowiaceae. The coding region runs from base 1 to 432 and encodes 143 amino acids.